Molecule: messenger RNA, 3109 nt
Organism: Stylophora pistillata
Lineage: Eukaryota; Metazoa; Cnidaria; Anthozoa; Scleractinia; Pocilloporidae
Product: UDP-glucuronosyltransferase 1-2
Molecular function (GO): UDP-glycosyltransferase activity
Source: RefSeq, a predicted model, not a curated record
AUUAAUAGCAUUCAAAUUGUAUGGCAGACAGUAAGGAGAAUUUCUAAUAUGAUUUUGGGAGUAAAAGGGUUACAUUAAUGUUAAUCAAAUACAUGGCAAAAGCUUGCUUCAUAUUUCAGCUGCAAAUGCGAUUGACUUAAAUGUAUCCAUAGAUGUGCAGAAGGGAAAGUUUUUCUAGAAGCAACAUCAAAACUACUGCAUCAAUGACAUCACAUAGAAUUUAACCCUUUUUACCCCGCAUCAGUAUUGUGAUUCUCUAUACUCUUCUCUAUAAAUUCCCUUUUGUGAUGAUGAGGAGAAUUCACUAAAAAAAUCAAAGCUUCUUGGGUUGAUGAUCAUUUCCUUUUUUCUCAUUAUUUUAAUGAAAAAUUCAACAGUAUUAAUGAAAGGAGAAAUUAGAUGAUGAUCACUCUCCUUAUCAUCUCAUCAGUGAUGCUUCCAUCAAGAUAUGAAGUACUCUUGGAGUUUGAGACAUGCUGACACAUGGAUCAAUUUUUUUAUUAACUGUAAUUUCCACUGCUCAGUAAUUUUUACAACAAACACUUUCAUCAACUUUUGCAAUCAGCAAAUUCUUGUCUCUGUUUUCUUUGGGCCAUGGGUGAGUCACAAUGAAACUUUCCCAAACCUGCAUCUUCCUCUACCCACAACCCUUAGUACCAGUCUCCCUUACUCUAUGCCUUAAGACUGCGAGUCAAGGUGAAAAAUGGUUACGUUAGGUCCUGGUGCAUUUUAAAGUUAAGGUAAAGGUAAAGAGAUGUAGCUUACGAGCUUUGAAGGAAGGUGUAAAAUUUGGGUUCAUCAGCAUGGUGGCCUUCUGUGCAACUGACUUCAAAAAUUUGGCUUAAAAUGUCCUGGUACUGACCUCUGAUUGUGAGCUCUUUCCUUUCUCAAAGGCUCAGUUUGAAAUAGUAUACAAUUUCUGAUUAUAAUGGACAUUCCUAUUGAGUUUUGCCCAAACAGUAAAAUAGGGGAUUUUGGAACCCCUGGGACGGUAGGCAUUGCCACGAUGGAGAUGCCCUACCCCCUCCCUGCUCUUUUUCCUUUCCUCAUAUCUCAUACACUUCUCAGUCAGUCUCGCGUGACUAGAUGCAGAGCUCUUGCCUCAGGUGCACGUCAUCUGAUCCACAAAAAUGGCGCUGAAAGCUAUGAUCGUCCUGCUUGUUACUCUUGUGACAGUAAACUCUUCUUUGUCUGCCAGAAUUGCAGGUUUUAGUGGAACGAAUUCGGGAUCCCAUUGUUUCACCAUAAAGAAAGUUAUGGAGGAAAUGUUCGCUCGCGGACACGAGGUUGUGCUGGUUAAGCCAGCCAAUCAAAAUGAUCCACCAACUAUUGGACAGAGGAUAUCUCACAAGAUAUUCAAUGUGCCAUAUGACCAAGCUUAUUUUGAGGAGUAUUUUGUAAAAACUGUUAUGGAAGAUGGCAUUUGGAAGGCUGUGAUCAAUUUUUCAGAGAUGCAAAGUGUCAUUUGCGAACUUUUGCUAAAUAAUACAGAACUGAUUCAAUAUCUGAGGAAGUUUGACUUGAUAGUAUUUGAAAGACUUUUCAUGUGUGCUUCGAUGGUGGCAGAUCUCCUAAAAAUUCCCGCAGUGGUUUUAAUACCUUCUCCCAAUGCUCCAGUAGCUUGUUUACAUUUCAAAGUUCCUUGUCUGUUUUCAUAUGUGCCUUCACGUCUCUCUGCAUUUACAAGUGACAUGUCAUUUAUACAGCGUGUCAUGAACACUGUCACAUACAUCAAUUUUGGGUUUGCUAUGCACAUUUUGCAAUCUCCAAGUUUCUGUCGCCUCAAGGAAAAAUACAAUAUUGCACCUGAGAAAGAACUUGAAAAUGUUCUUGGGAAUGCUGAUUUAGUGCUUAUUCUUGGAGACUUUGCACUUGAAUAUCCACAGCCACUUCUGCCAGGUCAGGUUAUGGUUGGUCCCAUCACUGCUAAAGCAGAACCUGACCCACUCCCCCCUGACUUGGCCAACAUUAUUGACAGUUCUGGAGGGCACGGGUUCAUUAUCGCCUCUUUUGGAUCUUAUGCAGAAACAAUUAUUUCUCACAGGACGAUCAAUGUUUUAGCUGUGGCGUUUGGAAAGUUGAAGCAGAAAGUUAUAUGGAAACUUAAAGGCUACAUUCCUUCUCACCUUGGUGCAAACAUCAAAGUAGUGAAGUGGAUACCUCAGAAUGAUCUCUUGGCUCACAAAGAUAUCAAAGCUUUUGUUUCUCACGUGGGACACAGCAGUCUAUACGAGUCAGUUUACCAUGGGGUCCCUGUGGUGGCUGUUCCUCUGUUUGCUGAUCAGUUUUUUAAUGCCGGGAAGGUAGAACACUUUGGAUUGGGUAUUACUGUGGAUCACCAAACUGUGACUACUGAGGACUUUGUUAAGACAAUAGAGAAUGUGAUAACCGAACCAAGUUUCAAGAAAAAUGCUAUGCGCAUUUCUCGCCUUAUGAAAGACAGUCCACGGACUCCCCUGGAGAAAGCUGGUGACUGGAUAGAGUAUGUACACAGACAUAGUGGAGCCCAACACCUCAGAGCUCAAGUGUUUAACAUCCCUUGGUACCAGUACUACUUACUUGAUGUCAUAGCUUUCCUUGUUGCCAUAGUUGCAUUUGUCGUCAUGGUGAUCAGAUGGACAUGUAGAUGCAUGUGUCGUGUGUGUUUUCGUCCAAGCAGCGAGAAAGCGAAGAAUGAUUAAACUCUUUCGACCCGAGCGUGUGACAUCACGAGUCAUGAAUCGAUUGUUACUUAGUUUUUCAGUAUUUCUGUUGUCACCAAGUAAAUUUUAGUCAGAUCUAAAAGGUUAACUGUAGCAAUAAUGGAAUUCCAGACGUUGCUAUUUUGAUGUAGGUAGCGAGCAUGCUCUCGUUUUCAGCACUUUGGAAGGAACAUUUCUUCGCUUGCCAGCGGUAUGAGGUUUUAAUAUCGCGAGACGGGGAGGCCGACUUUUGUUGCCCAUGGGGUCUAGAUCCUUGGCAAAUCUUUCCCCAAGGUGUCUUAAAUCUUCCCGCAAGCCAAGAAAUGCAAUGAUAGGGGCCUGCUUCCUGGUAGACUGUCAUUUUUACUUAAAACUUUGUUAACUAGUGUAUAUACUUAUAGUUGAUUACAGUAGAUAGUUCGAUACAA